Sinocyclocheilus anshuiensis is the source of this 5366-nucleotide messenger RNA. RefSeq names its product collagen alpha-1(XXVII) chain B-like. The coding region runs from base 429 to 5366 and encodes 1645 amino acids. The transcript is spliced from 61 exons. Gene Ontology annotation, molecular function: extracellular matrix structural constituent. The record is from RefSeq and is a predicted model, not a curated record. Lineage: Eukaryota; Metazoa; Chordata; Actinopteri; Cypriniformes; Cyprinidae.
CGAGCGAAGUGUUUCUUUCUCAGAAGACAGUUGAGGGCGACAGAGGGAAUUAUGCUUCCAGUGUCCCAAAUCUUCAGCAUGCCUACGAAGUAAGAUUCAGUCAGCGACUUGACUAAGCGCUUGUACUUCACCUCAGCAAACCAUAUCUGUGCCGCUUUGGACUUAGCUUUCCAGUUUUCAUCAUCAUCAUCGGAUCUAUUGCUGUCAGAUGGGGAAGUAUGCAUCGCGCCUCGCAGGUUCCUCUCUUUGGAAAGUAGUACUACAUUUGACACUUGGGAGGAAAGACCACGGCAUGUAGUAUUGUAUUAGUGUUGCAUGAAGACUUUCAGCGGUUAUUAAAGGACAUUGUGAUAUGGAAGUAAUUCAGCAACUCUGUCAUGUCUUGACUGCAGCAGCAAACACUCCCGAGGAAGAAUGAAGUAAGCGCGAUGGAGCCGGACAAUGCCCUGAACUCCAGACUCAAAGCAGCUGGAGUCGGGGGGAGAGCUGUCUUUCUCUGCAUGGUUCUUUACUGUACGUGCUGUCUGAGGUUUGCACAAGCACAGUCUGCAGAUGUGGACGUGCUGCAAAGACUGGGAUUGGUUGGGAAACGACCAUCUGGGACACGCUCCACACCUCAAGGUGUCAUCCCCUUCAAAUCAGGAGUCAUCCUAACCCAGAGGGUGCGAAUUGACAUCCCAGUGAGCUCCGUCGUCCCGGCGUCACUGGGCUCGGCGUUCUCUCUCAUCCUCAGCGUAUGUUCGCAUCGCAUAAACAAUGCUUUCCUCUUCACCAUUGUGACAAAGAGGAAAAGACUGCAGCUAGGGCUGCAGUUCAUCCCUGACCAAAUCUUAGUUUACUUGGGCCAAAAGAACACUGUAAAGUUCGAUUAUGAUGUUCACAAUGGUCAGUGGCACAACCUGGCUUUGGAAAUCCAGGCCCAAAGGGUUACGUUAUAUACUUCUUGUGGGAAGACAAGUGUACAUGCACAUUUGCAUUUUAAAAAUGAGGAAAUGCUGGAUCCAGAGGGCUCCUUUCGAUUGGGAAAAACGAGUCAGAACUCAGUGCAGUUUGAAGGAGCCAUCUGUCAGUUUGAUAUUCAUCCCUCUGCUAAGGCAGCUCACAAUUAUUGUAAGUACAUUAAAAAACAGUGCAGGGAAGCUGACACUUAUCGGCCAAACCUCCCUCCUCUUUUACCACUAUUAUCCCUGGAUCCCAAUAUAUCUGUUACCGUUCAGACCCCAAAUGUUGUAACAGAGGUAAACGACAGACAUCUUUCAUUAACACAAGACAAAGUACGCAUUAAUCAUGAAACCUCACAAGUCCUAAACACCUCCGUUCUAAUUACGUCUCAGUCUGUACAAAGCACGGUGCCACCGACGAUAGCCCAGCCCACACUACAGCUCCCCCUGCAGGCCACAUCACAAACUGCCAUGGCCUCCUUUGGGAGUAGGACAUCACAAAUAUCUUCAAAGCCAACUCAACAAAGCAGUCCCAGGAAGAACCUCAUGAAGGCAACUGUAAAGCCCCAGAUACUAAAAGAGAACGGGAUGGCUGUCAACUCCACACCAGCAGGCCAACAGAAGAACAAACUGGAUAUCCAGACCCCUGCCGCAACAAAACCUAAACCUUCUAGCACAUCCAGAGUGUCAGAGAUGACAACAUUAGCAUCACAGAGACCAUUACCAAAGGAGACCUCCAAACCCAGCUCUUUUGAGCCCGUCACUCCUGCAGCAACGGAUGGUUUCCAAACCUUUGACCUUGAACCAACCCAAUACUCCCUCUUGGCUGGGCCACCAGGACAGAAAGGAGAACCAGGACCACUGGGACCUACAGGACCUCCUGGCAAGCCAGGAUUACCAGGAAAGAGAGGGCCCAGGGGUCCCCCUGGUCCGCAUGGAAACCCAGGCCGCCCAGGGACCCCCGGACCCAAGGGAAAAAAGGGAGACCCUGGAAUCUCACCUGGCAGAGCACCAAAUGGAAUAAAGGGGGACCCUGGGAUAUUAGGGCUACCCGGACUACCCGGUCAAGCUGGUCGGAAGGGACAGAAAGGCCAUCCUGGUUCCUUUGGCCACCCCGGAGAUCAAGGAGAAAGAGGACCGGAUGGAAGCCCGGGUGCCAAAGGUUAUCCUGGCAGGCAGGGUUUGCCGGGGCCUAUAGGAAAUAUGGGACCAAAAGGUGUACAGGGCUUCAUUGGAAUCCCAGGCGUCUUCGGUCUCCCUGGACCUGAUGGAGAAAGAGGUUUACCUGGUGUUCCCGGGAAGAAGGGCAAGAUGGGUAGGCCGGGCUUUCAAGGAGAUUUUGGGGAGCGAGGACCACCAGGACCUGAUGGAAAUCCAGGAGAGAUGGGUGCCCCAGGUCCUGUUGGCAUCCCUGGUUUUAUUGGUGAUAUGGGUCUUGUUGGAAUUGUGGGUCUUGCUGGAUUAAUAGGACCAAAGGGUAUACCAGGAAACCCUGGCGAGUCUGGACUGAAAGGUGAUAAGGGUGAAGUCGGGUUGCCAGGUGAACCGGGAGAACCUGGAUUUCAAGGUGACAAGGGUAAUCAGGGCUCACCAGGUUUACCAGGAAUUCGAGGAAAGCCAGGACCACAGGGGAAGCCUGGAGAUCGAGGCCCAGAUGGUUUGCCAGGCCCACCUGGCCCUGAGGGCUUUCCAGGGGAUAUUGGACCACCAGGACAGAAUAGCGCUGAGGGCCCAAAGGGGAAUGCAGGAACGAGAGGGAUUCCAGGCCCUAGAGGAGUUCCUGGACUUGAGGGAGAUCAGGGCCCAGUAGGACCACCAGGGGCUCCAGGACUAGAGGGCAGACCUGGGAGGAAGGGUUUCCCUGGGAAUCCAGGGGAGGAUGGAAUGAAGGGAGAGCCUGGAUUUCCUGGAAACCCUGGGAUGCUUGGUGAGAGGGGUCUUAUUGGUUUUGUCGGACCUGUCGGUGAGGUGGGGUUUCCUGGAGAAAAGGGAGAUCGUGGUGAGAUGGGUCUGCCCGGGCCACCUGGAGAAAUGGGAGCGAUGGGACACCCAGGGGCCCCGGGUGAGAGAGGCCCAUCUGGACCAGAAGGUACACCAGGACCUCCCGGGUCUAGGGGCCUCAGCGGCACCAGAGGACCCAAAGGCAGAAGGGGUGCGACGGGCCCAGACGGACCAGUCGGAGGCAAAGGAGUGAUGGGAAUGAAGGGUCCUGAAGGCCCACUGGGAAAACAAGGCUUCAAUGGACAAAUGGGUAAACUUGGUGAAACUGGUGAAAACGGACCAACUGGAUUUCCUGGUGUUCAAGGGCCAACAGGACGUCCUGGUGCAAAGGGCAUCUUAGGAGAACCUGGUCCUCGAGGGCCUUUGGGAGUAUUAGGUUCAUUGGGUGAGAUUGGAGCAGUGGGUUUACCUGGGAAGGUUGGGGAGCGAGGCUUACCAGGUGAACCAGGAGAGAAGGGUGCUGUUGGAUCUCUUGGGAAUAUGGGAGAGCAAGGCUUGAUUGGACCUCGAGGCAACCCUGGGCUUGAUGGGGAAGCUGGUCUGAGUGGCCCUGAUGGAGCUAAGGGUGAAAAGGGUGACAUUGGUUUGGAAGGAGAAACAGGUGAAAGAGGAGCCAUCGGAUUUAAAGGAACAGAAGGCCGUGUCGGAGAUCCUGGCUUAACAGGUGUCAAGGGCCCUGAGGGCAAACCUGGAAAAACUGGUGAGAGGGGAAAACCUGGAGAGAAGGGCAGCAAAGGUCACCAGGGUCACCUUGGCGAGACUGGACCAAUGGGAGAACAAGGUGCCAUAGGUUUCAUCGGGCCAAAAGGAAGCAGAGGAACUACUGGGUUUAUGGGUGCUCCAGGACAAAUGGGUCAGUAUGGAGAACCCGGUUUAGUGGGAUAUGAAGGUCAUCAAGGACCAAAAGGUCCAAUGGGAUCCCCAGGACCAAAAGGUGAAAAGGGAGAGCCAGGUGACGACAGGAAGGUUGAAGGCCCACCUGGUCCUUUAGGUGACAUCGGACCUGUUGGCAACAGAGGAGAAAGGGGACAGCCAGGUGACCCUGGAUACCCAGGUCACGAAGGUGUUCAUGGGGAAAGAGGAAACCCAGGGGCUCCUGGACUCCCUGGAAAUGCAGGGCCAAAAGGUUUUCCAGGGCCUAAAGGAUCCAAAGGCAAUAAAGGUGCAAAAGGCAAAAAUGGUCCAAGUGGUGAAUCUGGAAAACGAGGCUCCGCUGGUCCUGUUGGUCUCCCAGGCCCCAGAGGAGUUGUUGGUCGUGAGGGUCUUGAGGGUGAUCCUGGGGUAGAAGGAGCCCUUGGGAAAGAUGGAGUUAAAGGAAUGCCAGGUGAGCAUGGAAGUGAUGGGGAGGUUGGUCUGCCUGGAAAACCAGGUCCUCAAGGAAACACAGGUGUACCAGGUCUGCCAGGAAUUCAAGGCUCUUUUGGGCCAAAGGGUGAAAGGGGCAUCCCUGGCCAAACUGGACCUCCAGGCAAAAGAGGAUUUAAUGGGGGAAUGGGAUUUCCUGGAAAACAGGGUGACCGAGGUGUCAAAGGGCAACCUGGUGAUUCUGGUGAACAGGGAUUUCCUGGAGUUCUUGGAAUAUUUGGACCGAAGGGGCCUCCCGGAGACCUUGGCCCAGUGGGUAUCCAGGGCCCAAAGAGUCCUCAGGGUUUAAUGGGUAUGCAAGGAGCCAUCGGACCCGUUGGUAUCAUUGGGCCCAGUGGUAACCCAGGACCACAAGGAGAAAAAGGAAAUAGAGGGGAAAUGGGUAUUCAGGGACCCAGGGGACCUCCAGGUCCUCGUGGACCACCUGGACCUCCAGGGCUUCCUGGUGUAUCUUUUUCUCCUGAAAAUGAGGCUCUUGGUGCUGCUUUACAUGUUGUUAUGGAUUCCCGCUCUACUUUACGGUCCGAGACGUAUGAAGACACUGAGCUUCUAAUGCUGGACCAGGGAACCCAGAUCUUUAAGACUCUUCACUACCUCAGCACUCUAAUCCACAGCAUCAAGAAUCCUCUGGGAACACAGGAGAAUCCUACCAGAAUGUGCAGAGAUCUGUUUGAAUGCGAGCACAGGUUGAACGAUGGCACUUAUUGGAUAGAUCCUAACCUGGGCUGCUCUUCUGACAAUAUUGAAGUGACCUGCAACUUCACCAGUGGAGGUCAAACCUGCCUUAAGCCAGUCGCUGCUUCCAAGUUGGAGAUUGGAGUGAGUCUGAUCCAGAUGAACUUCAUCCACCUCCUGAGCUCUGAAGCUGUGCAGAUCAUCACCAUUCACUGCCUGAACGUCUCUGUUUGGGCAGCAGGGGACUCCAAAACACCUGCCUCUAGUGCGGUGUACUUUAAAGCCUGGAACGGACAGAUAAUCGAAUCUGGGGGAUUCAUCGAGCCUGAGCUGAUAAAGGACGAGUGCUGGCGCAGGGCUCCCAAACAGGGGUUUGUGAGCUAA